Rotaria socialis is the source of this 825-nucleotide messenger RNA. Lineage: Eukaryota; Metazoa; Rotifera; Eurotatoria; Philodinida; Philodinidae. The record is from the annotation of a GenBank genome assembly.
AUGGCUUCUGCAACAACGAACGAUAAGUUAAGCGCAUGUUGUCUCAUGGAGUAUCGUCCGUUGCCUGGAACUCCAAGAGGACAAAUAAUUAAGAUCGCUGGAAUCGAUACGUAUCAUAGCGUGGGGAAAGACGAAACAUUGAAAGGAAAAACAAUUGUAAUAUUAACUGAUAUAUUCGGUCUGACAAAGAAUCCGCGGAUUACUGCCGAUGAAUUGUCGGAAAAAAGUGGUUUCGAUGUUUACGUACCGGAUCUAUUUGACGGAGACGCAGUUGCCACUUCCUUACUCAAGGAUAUGCCAGAAGUACCUGGAGAAAAGCAAUCCAUAGGAACUAAGCUUAGUAUAGCUGGCAAGUUAUUGACAUCGUUAGGUCCUUGGUUGUUUCGCCAUCGUCAAGCAAUUACACUUCCUAUUAUCGAAAAGUUUUUCAAAACUCUUCGUUUGGAAAAAGGAAUUACUCGGAUACAAGCUGUUGGCUACUGUUUUGGUGGUCUGUAUACGCUGUUAGCCGGUAGUGGUCAGCUUCAUCUUGUUGAUGCCAUUGUCGGUUGCCAUGUAUCAUUAACUACUAAAUAUCACUUUGAACAACUAGAAGUGCCUUCGGCUUUUGCUUGUGCUCAAGAAGACGAACGAUUUUCGGAUGCUCUUCGAGAAGAAGCAGAACGAAUUCUUGCACGCAAGACAGAUAUACCAAGCAAGUUUCUAGUUACUGAAGGAACAGUUCACGGAUUUGCGGCUAGACCCAAUCCAGAUAACCCUGUCAUCAUGAAAGCGUACCAUCAGGCAAAUGAUUUAAUCGUCGAAUGGGCUAAAACUCAUCUUUGA